Scatophagus argus is the source of this 5921-nucleotide messenger RNA. Its product is annotated as SH3 domain-binding protein 5-like. NCBI's taxonomy places the organism in Eukaryota, Metazoa, Chordata, Actinopteri, Scatophagidae. Gene Ontology annotation, molecular function: protein kinase inhibitor activity. Gene Ontology annotation, cellular component: cytoplasm. Gene Ontology annotation, biological process: negative regulation of protein tyrosine kinase activity; intracellular signal transduction. The coding region runs from base 285 to 1727 and encodes 480 amino acids. The transcript has 11 exons. The record is from RefSeq and is a predicted model, not a curated record.
AGAGCUCCGGACAUCUCAGCAUCGGGCUCAGUGAGGACGGAGAGCUCAGCUCGGAGAGGCGCCGCCGCUCGGCUCCGGUGGACACCAGCCAGCCAGGAUGUUCCUCUUCGAAAAACCCCGCUUUUAAAACAACGUCGUUCAGCCUGGAGACAGACAUCAGUACGGCUUGUGAAUCCAGGGCGUGUGUGUGGUGGCCGGCGGAGACAGAUGAGUCUGCGGUGUCUCUGGGUCCGGUGGUAACGUCUGUCUUUGUUCGGCUCUGACAUCUGUCCCUCACUUCCAGCAUGGAACAUUUGGAGAAGGAGCACAGGUCGGACGACGACACUGAAUAUGAGGACGAGGAAGUGGACCCCAGAAUCCAGGGGGAGCUGGAGAAACUCAACCAGUCCACCGAUGACAUCAACAGGUGUGAGACGGAGCUGGAGGACGCCAGGCAGAAGUUUCGCUCGGUUCUGGUUGAGGCCACAGUGAAGCUGGAUGAAGUGAUGAAGAAGAUCGGCAAGGCUGUGGAGGAGUCCAAGCCUUACUGGGAGGCCCGCAGGCUGGCCAGACAGGCCCAGCUGGAGGCCCAGAAGGCCACACAGGACUUCCAGAGAGCCACUGAGGUCCUGCGGGCUGCCAAGGAGACCAUCUCUCUGGCUGAGCAGAGGCUCCUGGAGGAGGACAACCGCCAGUUUGACUCGGCCUGGCAGGAGAUGCUCAACCACGCCACCCAGCGGGUGAUGGAGGCAGAGCACACGAAGACGAGAAGCGAACUGGUGCACAAGGAGACUGCGGCCAAAUACACAGCAGCAAUCAGCCGCAUGAAGCAGCUGGAGAAGAAACUCAAACGCACCAUCAACAAGUCAAAGCCCUACUUUGAGAUGAAGGCGAAGUACUACCUGCAGCUGGAGAACCUGAAGAAGAACGUGGACGAGCGGCAGGCCAAACUGUCUCAGGCCAAAGGCGAGUACAAGACGGCCCUCAGGAACCUGGAGAUGAUCUCAGACGAGAUCCACGAGCGGCGUCGAAGCUCCGCCAUAGGCCCCCGGGUUCGCGGCGUGGGCGCCGAGGGCGACAGCGUUUCCGGAGAUGACGUCUCCAGCUUUAAGAUGGAGUCGGACGGAAUAUCCAUGGCGUCGGUGUGUUUUGACGACGAAGCUUGUGGCGGAGGCGACGGUGGCGGCGGCGGCAGCGUCAUGUCGGAGGAAGACUCUGAGACUCGCUCCACCUGUAGCCUGGGUUCGUCUCCCAGAAGCCCUCAAGAGGUCCUGUCACCCUGUGCCUUCGCCAGCUCCGCCUCCUCAUCUUCCUCCUGCACGUUCUCCUCCGCCUCUCCGUCACCCACUCCCUCCUCCUCGUCCUCCUCCCCGUCUCCUCUGUCCAGGCCCUGCAGCCUGGACCUUCCCAGCACCGUGUCGCUUUCUGACUUCGGCCUCAUCUCGCCGGUGCUCGGGCCUCGCAGCGAGUGCAGUGGAGCGUCUUCUCCAGAAUGCGACCUUGAGAGAGGUGACCGGGCCGAAGGUGCAGAGGGGGAUCUGGACAACGCUCCACCCACCACCACCACCAUCAUCAACAACAACAGCAGCAGCAGCAGCAGCUCCACUUCCAGCACCAAGAAGACCUUCAGCCUGGAAACUCGCUUCAGCUUCCUGAACCUGCGCCGCCCGCGCGCCAACAACGCCAGAAACACGGACAGCUGUUCCCAGAAGGCCGAGUCUGGGCAGACUGUGGUGCUGGUCAAAUGAGUCCGAGGACAUAAGAGAGAGUUUUUGCUGUGAGGAUUCUGGCUCUGCAUUGGCUCAUUCUGACCUAAACCCUGAUAAACUGCUCUGAGCUGUUUAUAAGCUGCCUGCCACGAGCUGCACGCCGAGCUCCACAGUCAGAGGCACACUCUGAAUGUCAAGGCUGGUGUAUGUUGUGCGUCCUGUGCGUCUUGGCGGCGUUGUCAGUCCCGUGUCUCUUACGAAGGACUUUGCACCUGCGGGUCUCUGGUGUCUGAGGCAGGACACCGUUAUGAUGAAGCUGUGCUGGUGAGGGAAGGAAAAGAUGGUUUGUGUAUUUUGUUGUUGCUGUUAUUUUUCCACUAAAAGCAAAAGUACACUAGUUGCCUGCUCUGUCUCUUCAAGUAUUAUAACUGUUUUUCAAAAUUGAGAAUUUAUUUCUGUCAAAAUGGGACUUGGUGUGCUGUAAACCAUACAAAGGUGAUGUUCUGUUUACUUCAACAGGUAUUAAAGGAAUUAAAGUCACACCUGUGGAGAUGUUCAAUAAGUAACUGGUGUCUUUGCCUCCUGCUACACGCUCCUGUAUUUGUGCAGGUUAAGGCAGUACAGACUGUCCAAAGUUAAAAAGCUGUUAAUUGUCCACAUAAGCUACUUAAAGUAAAAUUCAAGUUAAUUUAAAAUUCAUCUUUUCACUGCUCGUUUUUUCCACCACGAUGAUUGUGUUGUGCGUGUGAUUACUGAUCACGAUAUUUAACGAGUAGCUUAACAUGAAGUGGAGGUCUUCUGCAUCGAGAUGAGAGGUUAAACUGCUGCUGGGUGAUAAAAAGAUUUUCAGCUGCUGUUAAGGUCUUUAGGUUGUAAAGGCACAUUUUUAAAGACAAAGUGUGGCUUUGGUCUCAUGGGAAAACACACUCAAAUCUUUUUUUUCCUUGAAUGUAAACUGCUUCUCAACAGGCUGCUCUUACAGUCACACCGUGUAGGAAUAAUUAGAGUAACACAAGUAAUAACAAAAGAGUUCAUUUUGAGUUACUCUUUAGGCUUGUAAAAGGACGUACUGGAAAGCGGCCAUCCUGAGUGUGGUGACAUUUUCAAACAAACAAAACUGAGAUGUAAAACUGGACGACUGAGGAUUUAAUUUCCUUCUCUGCUUUUCACUUUCUUGUUUGAGUGACGUGAGACGCGAUGUGAACCUCAGUCCCUUCAACAUAACCACUUAACUCUGGGACUUCAGAUGGACGCAUGUGGACAAAAAUAAUUCCCUCAAAUCAUGAAUUGGUGACCUAAAAAUAUUUAUUUGGGUCUUUCUGCAGGAUUUGCUGGCAGUGACAAAAAUAUAGAAACAUCACUUGGUGGCCAUAAAUAAUUAUUACAAUUAGUGAUCUGACAGAUUAAGUGAUCUGAGGUUUGGUGGUUUGCAGCCUGUUUCCUCCUGUUGUCUUUCUUCAGUCUGUGUAUUCUGUGUAUGAACACACUUAUGUGUACUUUUCUGUAUAUCCGUGUCACUUUCUGAUGUGGACUACAGGAUAUGAACUGCUGACCAGCCCACCUCUCACAGCUGUGUGUGUGUGUGUGUGUGUUACAGAGUAAGAGUAAAGUAAACAGAUGUUCACGUCAUCGUUUUAAGGGUUCAUUUGAAGUUCAUUAAGUUCAACUUGAAUGUUCAACUGUGGCUCAUAAAUUGGCUUAAUCUUCAUAGCUGUGAUUGGUUCAGAGCUCCGCUGAGACACAGACAGGCGGCACGUGGAAACAAACACUGUGCUUUCAUUCAAAGCCUUUUGCUCAGUGAUUUAGAUAAUUGAAAGGGUAUUAAGAUAAUAUGACCUCAAUCAACAACUAUCUGACACACCUUCAGAGAAGCUUUAACUGGUCUGAAUGGUCACAUUUUAUCAAUAAGGAAAAGAACAGCAACACAAAAGAUCAGCACAGUCACAUCCUGAAAAUUAAGCAGAAUUAGGAAUGCACGAUAUAUCGGCAUUAAUAUCGGUAUCAGCUUAACAUAUCGGCAUCGGUGCGAUGUGUAAAAUUGGGCCGACAUGAACAACCGAUUUGAAAUCUGUGUAGGUGCUGUUCGUGUAUGUGUGGCGGGAGAGGGGGAAUCUGGCCAUGCGGUAUUUGUUUGGCCACGUGACAAACGCAGCAAAGCAUUGUGGGAUGUUAAACUGAAGGGGAGAAAAAUGUCGGCGGUGUGGUCGUUUUUCACGGUGUCCAAAGAAGACACCCGAAAAGGAGUAAGCAACACCUGCAAAGUCGAGGUAAUGCGAGGAGGAUGUUGUGUCAAGUCAUUCAACUCCACAAAUUUAACGUCAUUUGAAGAACCGCCAUGCAGAAGUUCACAAACAAUAGCAGGAAGCUAAUGCUGCUCACGUUAGCCGGCAGGCAGACACCAAACAGCCGCAGCUGGGAGCCCAAUACAGCAAGACACGGCAAAACCAAGACCUUUAACCAAGGACAGCGCAAAAGCCAAGUCAGGGACGAGCAGGGUCGUGGAAAUGAUUGCUCUUGACGACCAGCCGUUUUCCGUAGUGGAGGACCGAGGGUUUCGGCGGUGGAUGGAGCAUAUUGAACCCCGCUGCAGCCUGCCGGGUCGGCGCCACUUUUCCGACGUCCCCCUCCCUGCUUUGCCCGAAGUCGUGGCCACGCACAUCCUCGAGCUGUUGGACGACGUGACGUUAGCGUCACUACGGACACAUGGAGUUCAGACGCCCGAGGACCAGCAGUCCAAUCGAGAAAGUCAGCGUGGCUCCAUUUUCCAUCAGCGAGCUGCAGAUCAGUUCAGAGGCAACGCUGACUCAUCAGCCUUUUGAUGCUUGGACUCCGUUAGAAACGUCUUCCACGCACACACAGGGAGCUAAGCCUGCGACCAGCUGACUGCUUCCAAAUGAUGCAACGUGACUUCAACUCUCACCACAACAUCCAGCCAGAGCCUGAAUCUCAUUCAACAAAUCCUCCAAAGCAUUUCCACGACCGCAGCAGACUUUGCUGCUAAAAAUCUGCAAUGUAGACUCAACACCUGAACCAAGGCCAGCUGCAGAAACACAAAACAAGCUGAGAAAGUGUGUGAAAGCUGUGGUAACAUGACAUCAUUCAACUGCUGCCACACUGGACUCCCUGUGCUGCCGCUCUGUUCCUGAGAAUACAAAAACCUCCACGGUCAUUUAAGGAGACAAACUGAUCAGGUUGGGUUGUUUUCGGUCACAGCUGCUUGCAUCAAACAUCUUCUUCUUCUGCAAACUGUUUUGCUGCAGUGAGCAUCUCAAGCACGAGUUGGCUGUUGAGGCUGGCUGUAAACACUGUGAGAUGAUUAUCUUCCUACCUAAAUGCUUAUGUUUUAUUCCUUCCUGGUUUCUACUUUAUAAUCUUAUAUUUUGGACCAGCUCUACACCUGCCUGACUGCACGUGUCACUGGUCUGAAGACGUGGUGGUUGCCUCCACUCCUCUGGUUGAACCUGCCUAAAGGGAUUUGCUCCCAUUGAGACACGAGAGUGCCAGCGACUGCUUGAUUCCACAUCGCAACCCAACAUGACGCAGUAUGCUGUAGAGUGGAGGAGCCACAACCCGAGAGAGAAGAGACGUGUUUCUUUGAAGAAGUCAAACACCAAAGCAUUUGCACUUCUGCACUGCUGAGGUGCUCACUGCAGCAAAACAGAAGCUGAAAAGAAUUUGCUUUCAAGCCGCCUUGAUGCCAGCUUUGCGGCUCACCGAACUAUCUGAUUAGAACAAAGAUCUCCAUGCAAAAUGAGUCAGUACUUGUCCACUGGAUCCAUAUUUUUCAGUGAAAGUGUGUUUUAAUUGAUGAGUCAGUUGGUUUUGUUCUGAAGUUCCUCCUGAUGAUUCCUUAUUAAUAUUUUAUUCCUUCAUCGUAACUGUGAUAUCAUCCAGUCAGCAGUGACCAGUCUGUGAUCGUGCAGUACAUCGGUGACGGUCUGUCAAGGCUGUCAGUCACACUCUGUGUCUUACUGAGGCCUCAUCACAUCCGUAGUCCAGUUUCACAGACAUCCCACGAUGCCACUCGUCCCCAUCCUGCUCCGUCUUCACUGAAGCUGGGAGACCUUGAGUGGGGAAGUGCUGGCAAAGUCCAAGAAGAAGGGUCCUUCCUGUUUGGGCAAGAAGGUGGUGGGGAUGACGUUGUAGAUGCCUGCAGGGACGUGUUCCACCUCCAUGUAGCAGAAGCCGCAUCUGGAAAAAGAGUGAGAAAACAAUAAAAAUGAUCUGACUGAU